Messenger RNA from Fopius arisanus, 2398 nucleotides. It is a transcript of the gene sowah, whose product is annotated as sosondowah. The coding region runs from base 1 to 1683 and encodes 560 amino acids. The record is from RefSeq and is a predicted model, not a curated record. The transcript is spliced from 15 exons. Gene Ontology annotation, molecular function: protein binding. NCBI's taxonomy places the organism in Eukaryota, Metazoa, Arthropoda, Insecta, Hymenoptera, Braconidae.
AUGGCGACGCCCAGUGAGUUGUCUCUAGAGGAGAUACGUAAAUAUUUGUUGGAUAACGGUGGUUCAGCGCGAAAUCACGACCUAGUGAAACAUUUCAAGAGCUUCCUCACUGAUCCAGAAACCCGAGUUGAGGCGCGAAAUAAAUUCAAGGAGUACGUAAACACACUGGCGACUAUCAAAAAUGAAGAGGGGGAAAAAUUCCUGGUGCUGAAGAGAAAGUAUCGCCAGAGCCUAGAAGAAUUAUCAUCACCAAUAUACUCUCACCUGGGACCUGGCUCUCCCCUGGCAACUCCUGAUCUCCAAACUCCCACAUCACCCCUUCGUGAUCCACCCCCGUAUCGACCGCCACCACCCGCUCCUCUGAGUCCCACACACUCUAUUGACGCAUCCUCCGCUGUCUCCUAUCGUUCACCCCCAGAAGAGCUGUAUGCAACAGUGAAUAAGCCAAAUAAAGCACCCCCAGUGCCGGUGCACAAUUCGCCAGGUCCAGGGUCUCCACACCGUCACAUCUCGAUAUUCGACGAGGCCUCACCAGAGGUGGACGAUCCAUCAUCGCCCCCCGUUCCUCCAAGACGAAAGAGUCAGGACAAACUCAAACUCGAGAACAAAGAGAACUUGAAUAAUGAAAAGGGAAAAAACAACCAGGAAACUCCAAUCAAGGAGGACGAGCCAACAGGGGGAAGUGGUGAAUUGCCAAGUGUUCGUGAACGAAUGCAGCGAUUCAACCGGAUGGCAAGUGAGACUGAUCUUCAUGGUCGUCCAAAUGGUAUUACAUCACCAGCUAAGAAACGCUCCGACAAGGGGACGGACGAGGAUGACAGCGCUUCUGUGGCUUCGCAACUGGAUGGAAAGUCGAGAGAGUGGCUGGUGCGAGCGGCACAGGGUGAAUACCAGGCGCUGGCAAAACUCGCUGCUGAGGAGCCGCGUUUGACCAGACUCAAGGAUCCGUCAUCCGGUUAUACUGCACUUCACUGGGGAGCCAAGCACGGGGAUGAAAACAUUGUUAAACUCAUCGCUGGAACUUACAAGGAGUACAUCAAAAGCGUCAAUGACACAACGAACGGGGGAUACACGGCACUCCACAUCGCAAUGCAGUUCGACCACGAGAAUAUUUUCAAUUUACUCGUCCAGGUUUACGGAGCCAACCAGGAGAUUCGGGACCACAGUGGGAAGAAGGCCAGGCAGUAUCUGGCCUCGCAGGAGGCUGCGGUCAGCCAAGAUACCUUCCGAAAAAUAAAAGCAAGGAAAAAGCACACCGAGAAAGAUCUUGGUUUCCUACGAAUUGGCUCAUUGAACGUCCGCGUGAAACGUACGACGGAGGCCUUCAGCCAAUUCCUGGGUGUGGCCAGUAGUGGAAAUAAUGAAAAGAUCCAUAAGAGUUGGGGAUCUGCCGAUAAUAUUCAGGAGAAUAAAAUGAUGCCACCCCCAAAGUACGCCCCAAUCAAGAAGCGAAGGAGUAGACGAGCCCAGGACUUCACCCCAUCUCGUCAUCAAGCUGCUAGUCAACCCAGCACACCUCUUCCCCAGGCCAAAAUCGUAGACAAUUCAUCCAGGAUGGCAAAACGGCCUUCUUCAACCACUGCUGUUUCUCCGAGUACACCAAUAGCACCACGAGAACACGAUUCCGAUUCCGACGGAGCCUGCGGCUUCGAUUCCGCCUGGCGAGGCUCUGCCCAAUUGUGAAUUAUUUAUUCCAGUAUCUGAAGAUAUUAUUACAGAGUUUUGCUAAAGAGAAUCUACAUUUCUUAAUCUCCAUUUUGAAUUUCGACCGCUGAUAUGUAGCGACUAGAUAUUUAGAUCAAUUUUGGUUGUUGAAUAUUUAUAAUUCCAUGAAUUUUCUAUGGUACCUUGUAGACCUCGUACUGAUAAUGUCCAGUUGCAUUCCCAGGAAUUACGGGAUUAUAUCCUGAAUUUUAAUUCAGUUGCGAAGCGAUAAAAUAAAUUUAAUCUCACCGUUGAUAAUUUAUCCGUAAAUAUCUCGGAAUGCAGUGCCUAUAUCGAUAUUUUCGUAAUAAUCUUUUUUGCGGAACUCAUUAAGAGUUACAAAAAAUAUAUCUACGAAAAAUUCACCAUCUCCCUCAUAUCCGGAGAUAUUGACCAGAAUGAUAAAUAAUAACUCGAAUAAUUUUAUCUCUUCAAUACUGAAUUGUUAUCUUUCAUUUUCGAACAGCGCAAUCUGCCAAUGAAUGUAAUCACUCCCCAGAUUUCGUCUGAUGGUACAAACGUCAAGACUUCCUGCCUUACCAACGAUUAAUUAAUUCAUCUCACAAGCAAGUGCUGCCCCUCGAGUACUAAAAAAAACUGCAGACCCCAAACAUCACGGCAUUUCAAUAAUUUUAUUACUUAUUUAUAUAAUUCUCGAAGAUUUAUCGACGAGCAAGAUAUUUAUGAGCACUGA